AUGGAUGAUUUUCUCAAACCCAUCAAAACCUCCUGGAAGGUCCAGAACAACAUCGACAAGUUCGAGAGUCUGUCGAUGAAAAACACGCCUUCGACGAGACCAGUCAGUGCAAAAUCCAAAGUCUCAAUCAUCGAUCUGGAUCAAGAAAGCAAUGAUAGCUCCGGAGAUCAAUUCAGUAUUCGGCCUUCGAUCGAUUCAUCUCAUACCUCAGUGUCGGCGUCGUCAGACUCGAAGAAGCACAAGCGUCAUGACUCCACAGCAUUCCUUCAAAAGUCUUAUUUGGACAACUCGCCACCUCCAUCUCUUCCAGACGAUGCACGUGAAAUCUUGAAAAGCCAGCCUGAUACUGAGGAUUUGAUUGCUGUGCUACAAUAUCUACAAUGCGGCAUCGAGGGAAAGCAUGAUUUCAACAUCCGACUUCCUAGUCCCAAGGCUUCGCAGAUCAUCAAUGUGCUGGCCACAAUUACUGUGCCAGAUCAAUGGAUACAUUUGAGAAGCUCCAAACUGUCAAAUACCGAGGCUCUCCUCAAGAAACUGCUGCUGAGCUGUUUGAUGAGUGUUGCAGGCUUGGGUGCUUUGUUGAUGCAGAUCAAACAACUCGCCAUCACAACUUCUAAGAAGACGAGCCCUAUUCUCGAAGACGCCAUUUCGGUCGUUGAAACAUUACUUUCUGGAAAUGGUGUAGUAAAGGAGCUUUUGGCCGAGGCAAACAAGCUUUUCUCAAGCGAAAUGCAACGCAGGGUCUAUUGGCAAGAAGUCACCUCGUUAUUGGCUGGAAGCAAGGUCCUUUCGACACUGGCUCAAGCGUCAACAAAUAUUGGACAUUCGGACGAGACCAUUCCGCUGGUGUCAUGGCUCAGCGACGGCGCAGAAUAUUCGAGAUGGCUUGGAAGGAAUAUCGCGACUGCUGCCACUGCAUCUAUAUCAAUGUCAUUUUCAGGAAUUCAUCAUAUGAAUAUGCUCUGCCAGCUACUAAAGCGUGGAUUGAGCCUUGGAUACCGUGAUGCUCUGACUAUCGAACUGUAUACGAUGCUUCUCUUUCGUAAUCAUGCACUCUGGACCGUGUUGCAUACACUCAUUCAAAGUCUACCAUCUCAUGAUCAGAAGAGCUUGUUCGAUACUAUCCUGUGUGAUCUUGGGCGAAAGCACCUUGGAGGCAGUAUCAACGUGGCGGACAAGGAGUCCUUAGCAUCGCACAGCGCCGCCAUUGGCGGUGUGGCUGCGAUGAUCAAUGGCAUCGUUGAGAACAACCCUCUUUUGCAAGCUCAUCUUACUCAUUGGUUAACAACUGCAAAUGGACAGUAUGUUGGGCUCGGGCUCGACAGCCGCAGAGCUGUCAUUGCGAGCCUGGCCACCGAUAAAGACAAGUUACAGGCCGUUCUUGAAAAAAGUCUGGAAGUCUUUGGAGACAAGCUGCAGAUGCAGCGUGAUCCUAUCCUACAACAGGAGGCAAUUGCCCAAACUAUUCUCCUCGUUACCGGUCGUCUGUAUAGGCUGGAUCACAACUCAGUGAAGCAAGUAUCGCUUUCAGGUUCUUUUAUGCGAAUGGUGUCCAACCGCCUCUCAGCAUCCAUGCCCCGUAGCCGUUUCUUGGGCAUGGUAGUAGCAACAGCAAUCUCCAGGAUGCUUGACAAGCCAACCCAGCGUAUCAAUUUUGGAACAGAAGAGAUGGAGGGAGAAGAAGCCCAGCACUGGCUGGACCUACCCAGUAUUCAUGACACAAUAGGGUCUGUAGAUACACUAUCCACAGCUCCAGAAGGUAUCCAUCGACCACAACCACCCGCGCAGAAAUCACCACCUCGCCGGAGACCUGCCACAGCUGUAACGAGAGCCCAGCCAGCAUCAAAGAUCACCGCCAUCGAAGAAAUCUCGACCGACGACGAAGGAGAUGAUCUUGGUUUUCAUCCAUAUCCGCGCCCGGACAAUGACCUAUCUGAUUCUGACGACGACCCUACACUUGUGAAUCGCAACAAGCCUGCAGCUCCAGUCUACAUCACUUCUCUCAUCAAGCAACUCAAUGCUACGGAUGAUAUAUCUGCCGUCGAGCUUGCAUUGCAGACAGCACCAUCUCUCAUUCGCAGGAAGUCAGGCUUCGGUGACGAACUAUCGUCAAACUUAAUACCUUUGGCAUCAUGUCUUCUCAAUCUUCAAGAAGGAUUAUCGCAACCAAAACUGCAGAAAUUCCGACUAGAGGCAUUGAUAGAGUGCUUCAUUAGCAAACCAGACCUAAUGGGUCCUUGGAUUGCCAAUAUGUAUUUUGGUGGAGACUUUUCCCUUUCUCAGCGAGGCUUGCUUCUCACGGUAUUAGGACUGGGUGCGAGGCAGAUAGCUGGUAUUGACGACGAGCAAGAGAAUGCGAUCGCGUCUCUGGUAGCUGACGAGAAACAGUUCCCUUCCAAUCGUCUCCCCUCUCAUCUGGAAUCUGUAUUCGCUUCUGGAAAUUCACCCAUCAACACUAUCUCAACAACAUUGUCAAGUCGAACAUUACAGCCGAUGGCUUUGACCGCCGCUGACAAGCUGUCCGGUUUGGAUAUCCUCAAGGUCAGGACAUUCUCCUCUCGAAUGGCUGUGACAGCUAAACAGGCCGCAAAAUCGGAAGCCCGGUCGAAACGCGUACCAAAGGACUUGCACAGGCUGUUGUCCGAGUUUGUGUACCUCCCACUGUGCUCAAGGUCGACCCUACUCUUCUCCUCCCUGGCAAACGCGCCUCACCUUGUUAAUUCGACGCUUUUGCAUCCUUCCAUGGUGAAACUCAAUAUCCAGACUCUCACCGUUGUCAUUUCGACACUAGGCCCGAAUGCUAUUCAGCUGGAGACUGUCACACGCGAAAGCCUUCUCUUCCUCAUGGCAAUCCACACAAUCCCGGUCCUUACACAUGACCCGGUAGUCCUUCCUGCAAUAUUGCAUUUGCUUUUGACGGUCCUUGACCUGAACAUUGAGGCAGGCACAACAUCAGAAGAACUUCUAGUCACGGACUUUGGAUCAAUGAUAGCCGAGCUCACCUCCUGGGCAGCCAGUCUCGGCGAGCAGCAAUCGACACCUGAAGUGCAUGAAGAGAAGGGUCUAGGGAUGCCAAUGCCGUGGCCAGUCCUGGUGGCUGGUAUUCAAGUCAAAUGGCAGGAAGUGGGAAGAAAGUUCCAGGGCCGCAUGCUUGGGCUAAUGGCGACCACUGAUUUCGACUCUUUCUGA
Molecule: messenger RNA, 3189 nt
Organism: Exophiala spinifera
Lineage: Eukaryota; Fungi; Ascomycota; Eurotiomycetes; Chaetothyriales; Herpotrichiellaceae
Exons: 4
Coding region: 1-3189 (1062 amino acids)
Biological process (GO): telomere maintenance via telomerase; protein stabilization
Cellular component (GO): cytosol
Molecular function (GO): telomeric repeat DNA binding; Hsp90 protein binding
Source: RefSeq, a predicted model, not a curated record